AACUUUUAAUCUCAGACUCAUUCCUGACUCGGACUUCGCUUAUUUGCUGAACUUACUCUCUGCUCUGCGGUCAGUUCCUUUAUCUCUGCCUUGGCACUGAUUUAAGGUAAAGCUUGGCUCCUUACCUUGAUUCUUACAAACAGCUAUUUCCACAGGUAAUUUGUAAAAGAAGCAAGUCCUCCUAACUUGUAGGAAUGCUUAAAAUGCGAAUAAAAAUUUGACAUAUAUUUCAAGCUGAAUAUUGUUUCAUAUACAUUACACAUUUUCUCAUGAAUAGAGUAUGCCCUUGAAGAUACAGAGAACUAAGACAUCCUUAGUAGCCCUUGAAAUACUGGACAAAGUUAUAUAUAAGAACGUCAAUGAACAGAAAUGAAAAUAAAACAUCUAGCAUUUGCAAUUAACUCCACAUUAAUACAAAUCAGUUGAUGUAGGUGGGGGCAGAGGUGGCAUGGGAGAAUAUUAGGGGGAGAGUUUGCUUCAUAUUUGUGAUGGAUUAUCACAAUUGGUCAAAAAGAAGAGCUCAGUAAAAAGUAAUACCUUCUACUUUCUACAGAUGUUCUCAUUCCUGUCAAACAGAGAUUGGCCGUGACCAAAAAAUAUGCAGCAAGGUUCUGUGAUUUUUUUCUGAUGCAGCUAUUGGCCAGUGGACACUCAGCUAUCAGAUAAAAGCCCCUUCCUCUAGGAGAUUUCUCUAGCUGCUUUGAGUAGGGCAUCCUAGACUUUAACAUUGUAAACUUCCUAUUGCUAUUAAAGUCAUUCAACUCUGCCCAGUUUCUUUCCUUCUACCCUUAAAACUGCUUCUUUGCAGCUUUUGCCCAUAGCCACAAAGAAGUCAUAGUAUGUCUACCAAGAAAACACAGUUUUAGAAUAGGUAGAACAUUUCCAGUGCUUUCAGCCGUUAUGUCUUAACUAAUUUCAAAAUCUCCACAUCCUUGGUGAUUUCAUAUUUCACAAAUCUCAAUUCCUGGUAGUAAUUUCUCUGUUCCUGGAGUUUCUCUGGUUGCAAGAAACAGAUUCACACAUGCUAACUCAGGUGAGGAGGGGUUUGUUGUGAUCCAAGGCACAUCCAAGGGUAAGAACAGGAUUGAAAGAGCCUGCUUGGAAGUCCUUGUGGAUUCAAGGCCGCCUCAGGAACGUCCGUGGGCCAGAGUUGGUGAAACGUCACUGGAGUGUUCUCAGCCCACGCCAGAGACCCGGCUCCUCGCUGUGCUCGUUGCCAUGUGCGGUCUGUCUUCUUCCCCCAGGCUAAAUGCAUAUGAAACAGAAGAGUGUGUAUCAACAAACUCAAGCACUUUUGUGCAAGAAUUUUCUUAAGAAAUGGAGGAUGAAAAGAGAGAGCUCAUUGGAAUGGGGGUUCCCAAUACUUGUAGGACUUUAUAUGGGCACAUUUUUAUUUUUCAAAGAAAAUGUGCAUUUUCCUGAAAUACCUUCCCAGGAUCUGGGAAGGGUAGAUAAAUUUAAUAGCUCUUCUAUGAACCUUCUAUAUACACCGAUCUCUAAUAUAACCCAGCAGAUUAUGAAUAAAACGGCAUUUGCUCCCUUUUUGAAAGGAAGAAGAAUCACUGGGGUACCAAAUCAAAAAUAUAUGGAUAAAAUGCUUCUAGACGAUUUCCCAUAUGCAGUGGGAGUCAUCUUUAAUGACACUUUCUCUUAUAAGUUAGAAUUUUAUCAGGGAUAUGGCCUUACAAUUUUGAAGGAAGAUCUUUACCCAGCUCAGUGUGGGGAUAUAGCUAAUGAAUUUUCAUGUUCACUGGCCAAAUACUGGGCUACCGGAUUCCUGACUUUGCAAACUGCGAUUAAUGCUGCUAUUAUACAAAUCACAACAGAUCACUAUGUGAUGGAGGAGUUGAUGUCAGUUACUGCUAUAAAUAUGAAGACAUUACCCUUUAUUUUUAAAGAGAACCUUCACAAUGAGAUGUUUAUUUUCUAUUGCUUGGUUUACUUCUCCCCAUUUAUAUAUUUUUUAUCACUCAAUGUUACAAAAGAGAGAAAAAAGUAUAAGGAUUCGAUGAAAAUGAUGGGUCUACAAGAUUCAGCAUUCUGGCUCUCCUGGGGUUUACUGUAUGCAGGCUUCAUCUUCAUUACUUCCAUAGUCAUUGCACUCACCAUAACAUCCACCCAAAUUAUAGUCAUGACGGGCUUCAUGGUUAUAUUUGCUCUGUUUUUCACAUAUGGCUUAUCUUUGAUAGCUUUGGCAUUCCUGAUGAGUGUGUUGUUAAAGAAAACUGUCCUCACCAGUUUGGUCGUGUUUCUCCUCACUCUCUUCUGGGGAGGUGUGGGAAUCACUGCAUUUUAUGAAGAACUUCCUUCACCUUGGGAGUGGAUUUUCAGUAUUUGUAGCCCCUUUGCCUUCACUGCUGGAAUUAAGCAGAUUAUCCGCCUGGAUUAUAAUAUGUAUGGUAUGAUUUUUCCUGAUGCUUCAGGAGACUCGUAUAUAAUGAUAGCAACUUUUUCCAUAUUGGCUUUUGAUGCUUUUUUCUACUUGGUGUUGGCGUUAUACUUGGACAAAAUCUUACCCUAUGGAAAUGAGCGCCGUUACUCUCCAUUAUUUUUCCUGAGCUCAUCAUCUUGUUUCCAACACCAAAGGACUAGUAACAAAAUCAUCGAGAAAGAAAUAGAUCCUGAGCACCCUUCUGACGAUUAUUUUGAACCAGUUCCUCCAGAAUUCCAAGGGAGAGAAGCCAUCAGAAUCAGAAAUGUUAAAAAAGAGUAUAAAGGAAAGACUGGAAAAGUGGAAGUAUUGAAAGGCUUGUUCUUUGACAUAUAUGAAGGUCAAAUCACAGCAAUUCUGGGUCGCAGUGGAGCUGGCAAAUCUUCGUUGCUAAACAUCCUUAAUGGAUUGUCUGUUCCAACAGAAGGGUCAGUGACCAUCUAUAAUAAAAAUCCCUCUGAAAUGCAAGACUUGGAGGAAAUCCAAAUGAUAACUGGUGUUUGUCCUCAACGCAAUGUUCAAUUUGACACACUCACUGUGAAGGAAAACCUCAGGCUGUUUGCUAAAAUAAAAGGGAUUCAGCCGCAGGAAGUGGAACAAGAGGUUCAAAGAAUUUUAUUGGAAUUGGACAUACAGAACAUUCAGGAUAGUCUUGCUGUACAAUUAAGUGAAGGUCAGAAAAGAAAGCUGACCCUUGGGAUUGCCAUUUUAGGAGAUCCUCAAAUUUUACUGUUAGAUGAACCAACUGCAGGAUUGGAUCCCUUUUCAAGACAUCGAGUAUGGAGCUUCCUCAAAGAGCGCAAAGCAGACCGCGUGAUCCUCUUGAGUACACAUUUCAUAGAUGAAGCUGAUGUUCUGGCUGAUAGAAAAGUGAUCAUGUCCAGCGGGAGACUGAAGUGUGCAGGCUCCUCUGUCUUUUUGAAGAGAAGAUGGGGUCUUGGAUAUCACUUAAGUUUGUGCAGAAAUGAAACAUGUGAUCCAGAAAAAAUAACAUCCUUCAUUAAGCAUCACAUCCCCGAUGCUAAACUGAAGGCAGAAAGCAAAGAAAAGCUUGUGUAUGCUUUGCCUGUGGAAAGGACAAAUAACUUUCCAGACCUGUUCAGUGAUCUUGAUAAGGGUUCUGGCCAGGGUGUGAUGAGUUAUGACAUUUCCAUGUCAACUCUGAAUGAAGUCUUUAUGAAACUUGAAGGAAAAUCAACUACCGAACAAGAUUUUGAACAGGCAGAGAUGAUAAGGGACACAGGAAGCCGACAUGAAAUGGAGCCAGCGUGCUUUUCUCUCCCUGAAACGCAGAAGGCUGUGAGUGGCAUGCGUCUCUGGAGGAUGCAGUUCUGUGCAAUUGCACGACUCCGUUUCUUAAAGUUAAAACAUGGAAAGAAAGCACUUUUGACCCUACUGUUCGUAUUUGGGAUUGCAAUGCUCCCUUUGAUUGCGGAAAGGAUACAUUAUGUUAUAUUAAGUCAGAAGACUUCUUGGGAGUUUAAACCUGAAUUGUAUUUCCUCUCUCCUGGACAACUUCCCCAAGACCUUCGUACCAGCUUAUUGAUCAUCAAUAACACUGAAUCAGACAUUGAAGAUUUUAUACAAUCACUGAAGCAUCAAAAUAUCCUUUUGGAAAUAGAUGACUUUGAAAAUAGAAAUGGCACUGAUGACCCAUCUUACAAUGGAGCUAUCAUAGUUUCUGGUAAACAAAAAGCAUAUAGAUUUUCAGUUGUGUGCAAUACCAAGAGACUACACUGUUUUCCUAUUCUUAUGAAUGUUAUCAGCAAUGGGCUACUUCGAAUGUUUAAUCAUACACAAUGUAUUCGAACCGAGAGAAGCUCAUUUCCUUUUAUUUAUGCACCGUUCUGGACUGGGCUGCCAGAGGGCUCCUUUUUCUUGUUUUUUGUUGUGUGCAGCCUGUCUCCUUACAUCGCCAUGCACAGUGUCAGUGAUUACAAAAGGAGAACAAAGUCCCAGCUGUGGAUUUCCGGCCUCCACGCUUCUGCUUACUGGUGUGGGCAGGCACUGGUGGAUGUCAACCUCUACAAUUUUAUUCUCCUUUCAAUGUAUUUAACUUUCUACAUAGUAAACCUGCUGCCCAUUUAUCUCACAAGUCGAAUUGUGUUUGCUUUCGCUGUGAUUACAUUUGGUUAUGCGGCUUCUCUUGUCUUCCUGACAUAUGUGAUAUCAUUUAUCCUUCGUGAGAGGAGAAAAAAUAGUGGCCUUUGGUCAUUUUGCUUCUAUAUUAGCUCAGUCAUCACGUUUAGCAUCCUGGCUGAAUUUGACUCACUGCCUAUCUGGAUUGUUGGCAUGAUAUUAGUGCCCUCAAUGACCUUGGGCGGAUUUGUAGUUUUCUUGGAAGAGAGAGCCCACAAAAGCGAAAUAAAUUAUCCAGACCCAAAUUAUGAUCUGAAUGCAGCUGAUCUUCUACUAUGCCUAAUACCUUACUUUCAGGCUUUGCUGUUCAUUUUUGUUCUAAGAUGCUUGGAAAUAAAGUGUGGAAAUAAAAUAAUGCAAAAGGAUCCUGUUUUCAGAAUUUCCCCUAAAAGUAGAGAUGCUCGACCAAAUCCAGAAGAACCUGUAGAUGAAGAUGAAGACGUUCAAACAGAAAGAAUAAGAACAGCCACUGCCCUGACCACUUCAAUAGAGGAGAAACCAGUCAUCAUUGCUAGCUGUCUGCACAAAGAAUAUGCAGGCCAGAAGAAAAGUUGCUGUUCAAAGAGGAAGAAGAAAAUAGCAGUGAGAAAUAUCUCCUUCUGUGUUAAAAAAGGUGAAAUUUUGGGAUUACUAGGACCUAAUGGUGCUGGUAAAAGUUCGUCUAUUAGAAUGGUGUCUGGGAUCAUGAAGCCCACAGCUGGAGAGGUGGAACUGACAGGAUAUGAUUCAGUUUUGGAUCAUCGGGGGGACGGCAGUGUCAAGUUCCUGGGAUACUGCCCUCAGGAGAACGUGCUGUGGCCCACGCUGACAGCGAGGGAACAUCUGGAGGUGUUUGCUGCCGUGAAAGGGCUGAGGAAAGCGGACGCCACCGUUACUAUUUCACGAUUGGUGGAAGCUUUCAAACUGCAUGAACAGCUGAAUGUUCCAGUGCAGAAAUUAAUGACAGGAGCCACUAGAAAGUUGUGCUUUGUGCUGAGCAUCCUGGGAAAUCCACCCAUCCUGCUUCUGGAUGAACCGUCUACCGGCAUGGAUCCAACAGAGCAGCAGCAAAUGUGGCAGACGAUCCAGACAGCCAUUAAAAACACGGAGAGGGGCGCCCUCCUGACUACCCAUCACAUGGCAGAGGCCGAGGCCAUCUGUGACCGCGUGGCCAUCCUGGUGUCUGGAAGGCUGAGAUUCAUCGGCUCCAUCCAACACCUGAAAAACAAACUUGGCAAAGAUUACAUUCUUGAACUAAAAGUGAAGGAAACUUCUCAGGCGGCUUUGGUCCACACUGAGAUUCUGAGGCUUUUCCCACAGGCUGCAACGCAGGAAAGGUAUUCCUCCUUCUUGACCUAUAAACUGCCCGUGGAGGACGCUCACCCUCUUUCUCAGGCCUUUCACAAAUUAGAGGCGGUGAAAUGUAACUUUAACCUGGAAGAAUACAACCUCUCUCACUGCACAUUGGAAAAGGUAUUCUUGGAGCUUUCUAAGGAGCAAGAGCCAGGAGAUUUUGAUAGAGAGGUGGAUACAACAGUGAGAUGGAAACUCCUCCCUCAUUCAGAGGACCCUUAGCACUUCAAGCCUGAUACUUCUUUGCGGAUGUCGUAUAAGCCUGUGUCAUGUGCAAUAAUUAGCAGAAUUGUAGUUAGAAAAUUAUGAACACCAAUAUUAGUAUAUUUGUAUGUUUAAUCAAUAAACGAAUAAAUUUAAAAAUUAUGCUUCCCCUCAAAUUUAGCGGUGAUGGACGAUCUGUGAUAAAGGCAGUAGCACAAAGUGCUAGUAAAUAUACCUGAGGAGCCAGGCAUAGGGGGUUGUGAAAAUAACUCCACAAAGUUGAAGUUUUUUUAAAUACGACUUUUUAAGAAAUAUGACAUUUAUUAAACUUUGCUGCUCACCUGUGUGAGGGAUGUAUUCAACAGCUAUAGCUGCAUGAUUGUUGCACAACAGUUUGUGAUUCAUUGGAUACAUGAGUUCGCUUUAAUACACAAAUACCACCCAAGGGUCUUCCUCUGAAACCUUUUCAGAAAUUGUUUUAAAACUCGUGGGAUUAGGAGUCCCUUGUAUUCACAAGUGAACAAGCACGUGCAUUGGAAAAGCACUUCAAAUAUACCUUUUGAAAACAGUGGGAGUCACAGCAGUAUUUGUUCAGAUUUUUAAAAAUUUGACUAUGUUGUAUUAAGUUCUUACGUUUGUGGUGGGCACUGAUUUCCCUCAUCAUAUGAUCAAUAGUUCUUUCGUAUUUUUACUGCUGCUUUGAGAUUAUUUCUCUCUUAUGUAUCUUAUGUACACACACGUGCAGAUAUCUUUUGUAUUAUUCAAUUUAAAAAAUCUGUGCCAGCUUUACAUAGUAUUUCAUUUUCUCCUUAAACAAUAAGCUAUUUUGUUUUGAAUAUCACCAGUAAAAGUUUUCAAGGCCAAGCAGUAUUCUUGCUGCUUUUUGAGGGUGAUAUGUUACAUAACUUUAAAAACAAAUUGUUGUGCUCAGAGAAGAAAAUUUCUAUAAUAGAAAAAAAAAAAAAGAAAUUGAAUAAAAUGAAUAAGAGUCAUCACCCUUUCUCUAUACUGUCCUCCCAAAGUCAACUAUUUCCUUUUUUUCUUUAGUUUCUUCCUUUCUUUUCUUUGUUCAUUUUUUACAUAGAAUCAUGAUAGUACAUAUAAUUUUCUGAUUAAAUAAUAUGCAUAGUUACUGAUAUAACAAUGGUUUUAAUUUACUUUUAAAUUUAUGGUGAGGUUGCAGCUUUAUAUGUUUGCAUUUUAUUUUGUUUUAAUUAUUUGUACUCUGUUCAUUUAUCUUUGUAUUUUAACUGUUUCUUAGCCACUUUAUAAGCUUUUUAUAUAGUGAAAUAUUUUAUAUAUAUCAUAAUUAUAUCUGGAGCAUUGCAUUUCCAAAUCUAUGAUAAAUGAUCUAUAGUUAAUUGUUUACUCAGGAGCCCUUAGUGGCCUAUAAAAGUAAUUCCAUAUCAUAAUGAGAGUUGAAUUUAAUUAUUUCUAAAACUCAAGCAAUAAAUAAUACUGUUUUGCUCAACUGUAUAACAUCACAACAUAUAUAAACAUUUUACAU
Molecule: messenger RNA, 7613 nt
Organism: Camelus dromedarius (Arabian camel)
Lineage: Eukaryota; Metazoa; Chordata; Mammalia; Artiodactyla; Camelidae
Product: ATP-binding cassette sub-family A member 6
Exons: 39
Coding region: 1250-6124 (1624 amino acids)
Biological process (GO): transmembrane transport; lipid transport
Cellular component (GO): membrane; intracellular membrane-bounded organelle
Molecular function (GO): ATP binding; ATP hydrolysis activity; lipid carrier activity
Source: RefSeq, a predicted model, not a curated record